Naegleria fowleri is the source of this 768-nucleotide messenger RNA. RefSeq lists its product as uncharacterized. The record is from RefSeq and is a predicted model, not a curated record. Lineage: Eukaryota; Heterolobosea; Eutetramitea; Acrasida; Naegleriidae. The transcript has 2 exons. Bases 1 to 768 code for a protein of 255 amino acids.
AUGAAGUCCAGCUUGAUGCUUCUAAGUAGCGGAUCAAAGCGUUCCGUUGAAAGAGUCUUCUCUAUCAAUCUCUGCUCAUCUUUAAAAUUAAUUUAUUCAUUCUCAUCAAUUUGUAAUCGCAAUUUUAAUGCCAAGCUCGGAAUGAAUUGUAACAAACGAAUGGAUUUCAAAGAGCAAUUGAAACAACAAGUUUCUCAAUUAGAAAAGAUUUUAGAGGAGGAUAGAAAAUCAAUGGAUUUGGUUUCGUUCGGAACGGUUGUAGAGCCUGCUGAUUUGGCAAAACAUCCAUUCUAUACUUAUGAUGUCAAGAUUUACAAGAUGGGAUGGGACGCUGAUUUUGAUGAACACGAAUUUGUUGAUGGAGCUAAGCAAGCUUUUCAAACAAUUAGAGAAUUGCUUAUUGAAGAUCCAUCUCAGUUAGAGCCCAUGUUUACACCUGAAUCCUAUGAAGGACUUCGAGAUUGGUACAAAUACAUUUCCGAAGAAAAACAUUGCAAAAUACACGGAAGCCUUGAUUCAAUAAGUGAAGCACAAAUAUUGAAUAUUAGAGUUGAUGCAGAGGGUGCUACAAUUGUUAAUGUGAGACUCAAAUUCAAAGAAACUCUCUACUUGGAAGAUGAAGAAGGUAACGUGGUAUCAGGAAAGAAAUCCCCUCAAACAAAGAUUGGAGUCAUUUCGUUUUUCAGGCCAGACAAGGAGACUGAUUGGCAAGUGAGAGCCAUUGUCAACCCCUAUAUUUUAACAAGCACACCUGAAAACGAUGCUUAA